UAUUUUAAGGAAUCGUGGUCUCUGAGUGAAAUUGUUUGCUUCUUUUUCAGUAGUGCGAUCUGACGACUGUCACAAAGGCAUAUAAACCCUUUAUGCAUGGGCUAAUCAAAUUAAUUAAUUAAUCGCUUCUCUUAUCUUUUAUCAUCUCAAAGUUGGUAGAAGCAAAGCAAAAAUCUCCUGGCGAGAGAGAGAGAAAGAUCGAUCAUGGUUGGACCAGAAAGACCUCAAAUCGUUCUUUUCGGUUCUUCAAUUGUUCAAUAUAGCUUCACUGAUCGUGGUUGGGGUGCCACUCUCGCUGACCUCUACUCUCGCACGGCUGACAUCAUCCUUCGUGGCUAUGCUGGUUGGAAUUCUAGGUUUGCCUUGAAGGUUCUUCACCAAGUCUUCCCAAAGGAUGCUGUGAUACAACCUUCUCUGGUGAUAGUCUAUUUUGGUGGGAAUGAUUCAACGCAUCCUCAUCCAUCAGGUCAUGGACCUCAUGUUCCUCUAUCUGAAUUCAUCGAAAACAUGAGGAAGAUUGGAGAACAUCUUUUGAGCCUUUCCGAUAAGACUCGUGUCAUUUUCCUCACUCCGCCGCCUAUGAAUGAGAAACAGAUCGAAGUCGUUUUUGGAGAUGUAAUAAGAGGCCGGAGUAAUGAGCUGUGCCGUCCAUAUGCAGAAGAGUUGUUAAAUCUAUGCAGAGAGAUUAAUGUGAAAGGUAUCGAUAUUUGGACCGCAAUACAGCAGCAAGAUGAUUGGUUGAACAGCUGCUUCACAGAUGGGAUCCAUUUCACAGCAAAGGCAAGCGAGAUUGUUAUUAAGGAGAUAUUGAAGGUAGUGCGAGAAGCGGAUUGGAAACCGAGUCUUUACUGGAAGUCGUUACCGGUUGAGUUUCCAUUUGAUUUUGAUGUUCCAAACUCCAUAAGCCUUAAUGACCUAGAGUUAACUAGGAACAACCAGUUUGAGCAACCACACCCUGGAAGCCUCUGUGACCAAGAGUUAACCAGAAACGAGCAGCAGCUGGAGCCACAACACCCUCUAAGCCUUUCUGACCAUGAGUUAACCAGAAACGAGCAGCUGGAGCCACCACCGCCUACUGCCCGAUUGUAAAACAACUCAGAUUAUGCUUCUACAUUGACAUCUUGAUGGUGUAACCAGUUUCACCCUUUAUUUGCAUCUGGAUAUUCACAUUGCUAAUUUAACAUUUUAUAAGAAUGUUUGUUUUGUAUCAAUAGUUUCGCAGGGUCUUCGGAUUAGAACACUUUGUUCUCACUAUUGUGCUUCAGAUAUACAAAACAAAAUGCAUUCCUAUAUA
Molecule: messenger RNA, 1294 nt
Organism: Arabidopsis lyrata subsp. lyrata
Lineage: Eukaryota; Viridiplantae; Streptophyta; Magnoliopsida; Brassicales; Brassicaceae
Product: GDSL esterase/lipase At2g38180
Exons: 6
Coding region: 205-1089 (294 amino acids)
Molecular function (GO): hydrolase activity, acting on ester bonds
Source: RefSeq, a predicted model, not a curated record